Fomitopsis serialis is the source of this 1170-nucleotide messenger RNA. Its product is annotated as WD-repeat protein. The record is from RefSeq and is a predicted model, not a curated record. The transcript has 2 exons. The annotation marks the transcript as partial. Lineage: Eukaryota; Fungi; Basidiomycota; Agaricomycetes; Polyporales; Fomitopsidaceae. Gene Ontology annotation, molecular function: protein binding.
CUGCGUGGCCAUGAUGGCUUUGUUAACUGUGUCGCGUACUCGCCCGACGGACGGAUGAUUGCCUCCGCUUCCGUCGACUCGACUGUGAAGUUGUGGGACCCAGAGACUGGGUAUGAGCGCUGCUCGACGGAGGGACACGAGGCGAUGGUCAUGAGCGUCGCUUUCUCUCCCGAUGGACAGCGCAUCGUAUACGCGAUCGGAUACCGCGAUGCCGUUGUCAUCGUAUGGGAUCUCAAUACCGGCGAAAGGCUUGCGACGUUGACCGGCCAUGACGGCUUCGUUAACUGCGUCGUGUUCUCUCCCGAUGGGCGCACGCUCGCGUCCGCUGCCGUCGACGCGACCGUCAAGCUCUGGGACACCGACAGCUAUACGGAGCGCGCAUCAACGACUGAUCAUGAUGCCCUUGUCCUUGGAGUUGUCUUCUCACCAGACGGAUCGCGCCUCCUCUCCGGUGCCGCGGAUGGCGUUGCACGUCUGUGGGAUGCAACAGACGCCUCCGCUCUUCAGGCCUAUCAGGGGCAUGACGGUGUCAUCUACGAAGUUGCCUUCUCUCCCGAUGGCCGCAGGCUGGUCACCAGCUCUGACGACGGCACCGCCAGAGUGUGGGGCGCCGAAUCUGGAGACGAGUUCAUGAGAAUUAGCGAGAACUCCGGGUCGGUAUGGAUGGCGGUGUUUUCGGCAGACGGACAGCGCGUCCUGUCCGUGUCCAGCGAAGGAACCGUGAAGGUUGCGAACUCAUUCAGUGCCGAGCUGCUCGACACCAUCGACGGCGGCUCCGCAUUCGCGAGCGCGCCGACGCUGUCAGCGGAUGGUCGGUUUGUCGCUGCAGGCGGCGAAGACUACUCGUUGUCGAUCUGGAACACGGAAACGAAAAAGCGUAUCGCGAAGCUUCGAGGCCAUCUGGACAUCAUCACUCGCAUUUGUUUCUCUCCGGACAACGAGCGCAUAGUUUCAGCAGCGGACGACGGUCGUGUGCGACUCUGGCAGCUCAGUGAUCUCCCAUCCCCUCCUCCCUCAGAUGACGGAGAUGAGGCGGAGGAGCAUACAGAUGAGGGGGAUGAGGAAAACGAGGAGGGCGAGAAACGCGAGGUGGGCGAGGAUGAAGAAGAGGACGAGGAGGACUCGGUCAAGGAUAAGGACGAGGAGGAGGACUCGGCUGGCGCCCAGUGA